Peromyscus californicus insignis is the source of this 5832-nucleotide messenger RNA. It is a transcript of the gene Fgd5, whose product is annotated as FYVE, RhoGEF and PH domain containing 5. Gene Ontology annotation, cellular component: cytoplasm. NCBI's taxonomy places the organism in Eukaryota, Metazoa, Chordata, Mammalia, Rodentia, Cricetidae. The record is from RefSeq and is a predicted model, not a curated record. Gene Ontology annotation, molecular function: guanyl-nucleotide exchange factor activity; metal ion binding.
CAAGCCCCGCGCCCAGCGCCCCUCGCCUUGCCGCGGAGUGCUGCGCCCGGGGCGGGCCGGGCCGGGGCGGGCGCGGGUGCGGUGGACUGGGCGGCAGUGGUACUCCGACAGACGGACCCGCACGACACGCAGAGACCAGCCUCGGGCUCCACGGUGGAAGAUGCACAGAGCAGAUUCACCCAAACCACCAGUUGCUCCCAAGCCGAAGGUUACCACCAGUCCUUCUUCGCCAGCAGCCAAGUUUCCCCCCUCACCCAGGCCUGACAGUUUCCCCAGUCCCAACUCCAUGUCCAGGGGCCCCAAACCUCCCAUCGCUCCCAAGCCCAGGCUGGCUGGCCCCAGUGAGUUCGGAGCUGGUGUGCACCUGAACAACAGCCUCAGCAAAUGCAGCAAUGGGAGGCUGCUGUGUGAGGACCGGGGCCUGGAUCAUGGCCACCACUCCACCCUGAACUGCUCUGAGUCGGAGACCGAUGAGGAGUACAUCAUGGUCCCCCGGGCUCCACAGAGAGAGGGUGCUCCCAGGGAUGGGGCUACUGGGGAGCAGGGCUUGGAGGAGGAAGUCCAAGAGCAUGGUGCAGAGCAGAUGGGGACUGAGGGGGACCUGGCAGUCCCAGAUGAAGAGGCUCCAAGCAGAGACAGUGAGGAAGACAUGAGCCACACUCUGGAGGGUGAAGAAGACUGUGAUCACGAUCCAGAGAGAGAUGAGACCCCAACACCCCCAGAUGAAGGGGUGCUAAGCAGAGACCGUGGAGGAGGUGAGGAGGACUGUGACCAGGACCCAGGUAUGGAGGAGCAGCCCAUGAAUGAGGAGGAAGAGGAGGAGCACGUGUCCAACCUUGAUGAUAGGGACCCCCCGGAUGCAGAGGAGCCUUCCCACACAGAGAUCGUUCUCACACAUGUCUGCUCCGAGUCUCUUGAAGUUCCCUGUUGGGAGCCAGGGCCCCCUGAGACUCCUGGAGUGGUAGAAGAGGAUAGCGAAGAUGGAUGUAAUGACACUGAACCUGGGGAGCCUAACCAGGACACUGGACAGGACACAGAGGAUGCCAGCGUGGGGUCCCCUGAAAAUGGGGAGGUGCCCCCAGAUGUCCAGGAGCAAGAGGUGGCACCUGACAGCCCUGAGGUCUUUGAGGAGGACUGUGAAGAUGCUGCCGAAGGUGGGAGCCAGGUAGACCAGGAGGAACCACCCACUUGCGAUGAGGAAGCCUACGACAGAGAAACUGCCGCAGCCACCAUGCAGGUGGGGGAGGACCCUGGAGAGAGUGGAGACCCAGCGCAGGAGGACCCUGCUGAAGAGAACUGCCAGAUCAUUCCCUUUGAGAGCGACAGCGUGGAGGAGGAUUUCGUAUCCACACUCCCAGAAAGUCCCUAUGAACUCUUCCCGACUGAGAGCACUUCCUUCUGCAAUGACAUCUAUUCCCUUUCGGAGUCAGCCAAGGGGCAGGAGCCAGUGCAUGAGGUCUGCACAGAGGAGGUUCCUGGUACCGACCCUUCACCCAACCAGCACGAUUCCCUGCACGAUGGAGCUGGAGAGGCACCCCCUGUCCCUGACGUAGUGGUUGUGCCAGAGGAUGAGGAUGCCAUGGACGAUGCACUCAGCAGUCCCUACGUGAUGGGAGUUGGCUUGCUGAGCCUCGGAGAGGGAACACAGUCAGACACUCAGGCUGCCUCAGGCACUCGGAGUGGGUACAGUGCAUGGGAGGAAGGGGACUCUGAGGGUGGCCUGGUCCCAGUGGAUAGGAAGAAUAUUGCCACAAGGGCCCGGCCCCACUCUGGGAAGGUAGCUGGUCAUGUUCCAGAAACUGUUCUAGAAGAAACAGGACCAGAAGGCUGUUCAUCAACUGUGGGCACCAGAGACACCAGUGAGGAGGUGAGAAAAAUAGCUAUUUUACCAGAGGGGAAGCCCCCUGAGUCUGGCCGUGCCUUGCCAGCCAAGCCCAGAGCAUUCACUCUAUACCCAAGGUCCUUCUCCGUGGAAGGCCGUGAGAGUCCCCUGUCCAUGUUCCGGGAGCCAGAGGGGGCUGGGCUGGACAGCCAUCGUGUGAGGAGGAAAGAAGACAAUCUCUCUCUGCCAGGCGCCAUUGGCUCCUCUGGCAGCUUCUCACAGCGCAGCCACCUGCCGUCCAGUGGCACCUCCACGCCGUCCUCCGUGGUUGACAUCCCGCCCCCUUUCGACCUGGCCUGCAUCACGAAGAAACCCAUCACUAAGAGCUCACCUUCACUCCUGAUAGAUGGCGACACGCUGGAUAAGACCUCCAAGAAGAAGAAGUCCUCCUUCAAACGCCUCCUGGAGCUGACGUUCAGGAAGAAGACAGAGAGCAAGGGGCACAUGGACAUGAACCUGUCCUCUUCCAGGUCCUCCUCCGAGUCCAGCUACCACGGCCCGGCCAGGGUCCUGGAACUCGACCGCAGGAGCCUCAGCAACUCACCCCAGCUCAAGUGUCGCACUGGGAAGGUCCGGGCCUCUGACUCCCCUGCCUCCCUCAUCUUCUACAGGGACGGCAAGAGGAAAGGCGUCCCUUUCAGCAGGACGGUGUCCAGGGUGGAGUCCUUCGAAGAUCGCUCCCGGCCGCCCUUUCUGCCCCUGCCGCUCACCAAGCCACGGUCCAUUUCAUUUCCCAAUGCUGACACUUCGGACUAUGAGAACAUUCCAGCCAUGAACUCGGAUUAUGAGAACAUCCAGAUCCCGCCUCGCAGGCCGGCGCGGGCUGGGACUCUCACAAAGCUGUUUGAAGAGCAGAGUAGAGCCCUGUCGACUGCAAAUGAGAAUGAUGGCUAUGUGGACAUGAGCAGCUUCAACGCCUUCGAGAGCAAGCAACAGAGCUCAGAGCAGGAAGCCGAGAGCGCCUACACGGAGCCCUACAAGGUCUGUCCCAUCUCAGCGGCUCCCAGAGAGGACCUCACAUCCGACGAAGAACAGGGAAGCUCCGAGGAGGAGGACGACAGUGCUACAAGAGACCCCAGCCUCACACACAAGGUUGAGGGACAGUCCAGAGCCCUUGUCAUUGCUCAGGAGCUGCUGUCUUCAGAGAAAGCAUAUGUGCAGAUGCUGCAGCACUUAAGCCUGGAUUUCCAUGGAGCCGUCCUGAGGGCCUUGGAGGACAUAGAGCAAGAGGGCAGAGAGCCACUGGCCCAAGAGGAGCUGCGGCAGGGCCUGCGGGAGCUCCCAGCUAUCUGCGACCUUCACCAGGGCAUCCUGGAGAACCUGGAGCAGAGGCUGGGGGAUUGCAGUGGGGAGGGCCAACAGCAGGUGGCCGACAUCUUCCUGGCCCGCGAGCAGGAGUUUGAACACCAUGCCGCACACAUCCUGCAGUUCGACAGGUACCUGGGGUUGCUCGCGGAGGGUUGCCUGCUCUCACCCCGGCUGGCCACCACCGUCCGGGAAUUUGAGCAGAGUUCACAAGGGGGCGGCCAGAGCAUGAAGCAUCGUAUGCUGCGUGUAGUCCAGCGCCUCUUCCAGUACCAAGUGUUGCUCACUGACUAUUUAAACAACCUGUGUCCGGACUCAGCCGAGUAUGACAACACUCAAAGUGCUCUGACUCUCAUCUCUAAAGUGACAGACCGUGCCAAUGAAAGCAUGGAGCAAGGGGAAAACCUGCAGAAGCUGGUCCACAUCGAGUAUAGUGUGCGGGGCCAAGGGGACCUCCUCCAACCAGGAAGGGAGUUCCUGAAGGAGGGAACACUGAUGAGAGGGAGGGGAAAAAGCCGACACCCCCGGCACCUGUUCCUGAUGAACGACACGCUUCUCUACACACACCCCCAGAAGGAUGGGAAGUACCGUCUGAAGAGCUCACUGCCAGUGGCCAGCAUGAAGGUCAGCCGCCCCGUGAUGGACAAAGUGCCCUAUGCUCUGAAGAUCGAAACUCCCGAGUCCUGCCUGACACUGUCUGCAAGCUCCUGCGCUGAGAGAGACGAGUGGUACUACUGUCUGAGCAGAGCCCUCCCGGAGGACUACAAGACCCAGGCUCUGGCUGCCUUCCACCACAGUGUGGAGAUCCGGGAGAGGCUGGGGAUCAGCCUCGGGGAGAGGCUCCCCACGCUGGUACCUGUCACACAUGCCAUGAUGUGCAUGAACUGCGGAUGUGACUUCUCGCUCACCGUGAGGCGCCACCACUGCCACGCCUGUGGCAAGAUUGUGUGCCGGAACUGUUCUCGAAACAAGUACCCACUGAAGUGCCUCAAGAACCGGAUGGCCAAGGUCUGUGAUGGCUGCUUCCGGGAGCUGAAGCUGAGGAAUGGGCCUGUCCCAGGCCCCAUGAGAGAGCGUCCAGUCAGCAUGAGCUUCCCACUGUCCUCAUCCCGCUUCUCCUCGGGCAGCACCUUCUCCUCCGUCUUCCACAGCAUUAGCCCUUCAACUUUCAAGAAGCAGAAAAAAGUCCCUUCAGCCUUGGCAGAGGUGGCGGCGUCGGGAGAGGGCUCGGCCAUCAGCGGCUACUUGAGCCGCUGUAAGAGUGGCAAGCGGCGCUGGAAGAAACUCUGGCUAGUCAUCAAGGGCAAAGUGCUCUACACCUACCUGGCCAGUGAGGACAAAGUGGCCAUGGAGAGCAUCCCUCUGCUGGGUUUUACUAUUGCCCCAGAAAAGGAGGCCGGCAGCAAUGAGGCAGGACCUGUCUUUCACCUUUACCACAAGAAAACCCUGUUUUAUAGCUUCAAAGCAGAGGACAGCAAUUCUGCUCAGAGGUGGAUGGAGGCCAUGGAAGACGCCAGCGUGUUAUAGCAGUCACUCGGCGCAUGGACUCACAACAGACUCUUACGUUAAUGUGUGAACCCUUCCAGAAGCUGCUCCUGGUUUCAGCUCAUCUGGAUGCACGUGUGGGUUCUGCAUGGGGCUUGACCUUUGCCCUCACAGGUGGAACCCUGAGGGAUAUUUAUGAACCUCUUCUUUUCUGCCUCCAUGCUCCCCAGCCCCCAUCACAAACUGUACCCUUAUCUAAAAGUGGGUUAAAAUUUAGUACCUAGAAGACAUGGAAACCAAGAGAAAAGGACAUUUAGCAACAUGGGCUUUUUAGUAGAAACUGGCUUUUCCUGGUUUUACUCCUGGCGAAUAGGACCACUUUCCACUUUCUGCAAUGUCCAUACGGUGCCUCGGGUGAUGUGGGAACCAGCCAGAACAAGACAGCGGCCCAUCGAAGCACUUUACCAUCACGUAGAGCGGCAGCCUGCUGUGCCGGGUCUUCCGAGAGAUGGACGGGAGUUGGCCGCAGAUGGGUCCGGGGACUCCACUUGCUGUGGAAAGUUGACUCCUGCAGCCUUGCUGUGGCUUGCCAGGCUAGGAGGGAGGGGAGCAUGCUCCCUUCCGAAGACCCUGCCGCCUGAACUGCCACAGCUUAGCAGGCGUGUGGUUCCCUCCCUCCCAGAAUCCUCAGCACCACACCAGGGCUGCCCACUACUGCAGCACAGAUCCCUUAAGAAAGACGGAAGAUCUACAUCUGCUUUCAUCUCUGUGUGCUUUCCUGUGGACACACCGUGCACGCUACCACGCUGUGGAUGGGAGUUUGUCCUCACUGUGACACAUGUCCUUGAGCCGUAUCACCCAUGCCAGCUUACUUUUUGAGAGCAGUAAAGAAGGGAGAGAGAAGGGAGGUCAUCAGAAAAUGGUCUGGGCAGAGAGAUGGCUUGAGCAGUACAGAAGCACUGUGUGGCUGGAGAACACUUUGCACACCUAGGCUGAGCCACCUCGGAGCUGAAAGAUGCUUUGCACACCCAAGGCAAAGAGUGCCAGCUCCCUCGGGGCACCUGAGGCAGAGCCACCUCUUGCUGGACAGUUCUUUAUGCUGGAUGGAUUUUAUACAAUGUAGGGAGGAGGGACAGGAUUCCUCCUCAUUCUCACUGAAA